UAUCCCAAAUUUGGGUUACAGCAGGUCUUGACGACAGUAUCAACACUGUUGAAGAUGGAUGGAAUGUGUACCGGAAACUAUAUGGUGACGAUUAUACGCGCUUUUUCAUAUUCUGGACGAAUGACGGAUACAAAAACUCGGGUUGAUACAACCUCAUGUGUGAUGGUUUUGUGCACAUAUCUUCAACUAUUGCCCUUGGAUGCAAUUUCACUGAGGUCUCCACCUUCAAUGGUAGCCAAAGAGAUGCCACCUUUAGCAUCCACAGGGACCAAAAUAGUGGACACUGGUGGGUACAAUUAUAAGGUAUUUCGGUUGGUUAUUAUCCAAGUAUUCUCUUCAAAGAAUUAUCAAGCAGGGCAACACGGGUAAUUUGGGGUGGAGAAAUCCUUAAUCGGAAAAGUAAAGGAUGACAUACAUGGACUCAAAUGGGUAGCGGUCAUUUCCCUUCGGAAGGUGGUUUGAAAACAUCGAGUUAUUUUAAUUGGGUUCAAGUAGUUAAUGAAAAUUAUACGACCGAGGACCCUAAAAAUGUUAUUAUAGAUACUAGGAAGCCAGAUUGCUAUGGUUUGAAGAUUGACGAGGACCGCUAUGAUACAAAUGGUUACGGUUUUUACU
Messenger RNA from Papaver somniferum (opium poppy), 615 nucleotides. RefSeq lists its product as uncharacterized. Bases 55 to 369 code for a protein of 104 amino acids. NCBI's taxonomy places the organism in Eukaryota, Viridiplantae, Streptophyta, Magnoliopsida, Ranunculales, Papaveraceae. The record is from RefSeq and is a predicted model, not a curated record. The transcript has 4 exons.